AUGCCAAGGAAACACACGGUGAAGAAGAACCUGGUGGUGGAAGAUGAAUCUCCAGGGGGGAAGAAGAUUAAAGUCAGCCACCCGUCCCACCAGGUGCAGCCUGGCCUGGUGCUGACACUGGGGCAGGGGGACGUGGGCCAGCUGGGCCUAGGGGAGGACGUGAUGGAGAGGAAGAAACCAGCCCUGGUAUCGCUGCCGGAGAUGAUGGUGCAGGUGGAAGCCGGAGGGAUGCACACUGUGUGCCUCAGCCAGACCGGGAAAAUCUACACCUUUGGCUGCAACGAUGAAGGUGCCCUGGGGCGCGACACCUCGGCAGAAGGGUCAGAGACCACGCCAGGGCUGGUGGAGCUGCAGGAAAAGGUGGUGCAGGUCUCUGCGGGGGACAGUCACACGGCUGCGCUGACAGAUGAUGGCAGGGUUUUUGUCUGGGGCUCUUUCCGGGAUAACAACGGGGUGAUCGGGCUGCUGGAGCCCAUGAAGACGAGCUCCGUUCCUUUGCUGCUGCAGCUCAAUGUGCCUGUUGUUAAAAUUGUCUCAGGGAAUGACCACCUGGUGAUGCUGACGGUGGACGGUGACCUCUUCACGUGCGGCUGCGGCGAGCAGGGCCAGCUGGGGAGAGUGCCGGCGCUCUUUGCCAACCGCGGAGGAAGGAAGGGGCUGCAGCGCCUGCUCAUCCCCCAGCGCGUCCCCGUCAGAGGCAAAGGCAACAGAGGCAAAAUGCGCUUCCAGGACGCCUUUUGCGGGGCUUACUUCACCUUCGCCAUCACACAGGAGGGACACAUCUAUGGUUUCGGCCUCUCCAACUACCACCAGCUGGGCACCCAGGACACCGAGCCCUGCUUCUCCCCGCAGAACCUGACGUGCUUCAAGAACUCCACCAAGUCCUGGGUCGGCUUCUCGGGCGGGCAGCACCACACGGUGUGCGUCGACUCGGAGGGUAAAGCCUACAGCCUGGGCAGGGCCGAGUACGGCCGCCUGGGCCUGGGGGCAGGGGCAGAGGAGAAGAGCGCUCCCACGGUGAUCCCCGAGCUCCCCAGCAUCUCCUCCGUCGCGUGCGGCGCAUCGGUGGGCUAUGCCGUCAGCAGCGAUGGACGAGCGUUUGCCUGGGGCAUGGGCACCAACUACCAGCUGGGCACGGGGGAGGAGGACGACGUCUGGAGCCCCGUGGAGAUGACGGGCAAGCAGCUGGAGAACCGCACGGUGCUGGCCGUGUCCAGCGGCGGCCAACACACGGUGCUGCUGGUCAGGGACAAGGAGCAGAGUUGA
Messenger RNA from Mesitornis unicolor (brown roatelo), 1266 nucleotides. It is a transcript of the gene RCC1, whose product is annotated as regulator of chromosome condensation 1. Gene Ontology annotation, molecular function: guanyl-nucleotide exchange factor activity. The record is from RefSeq and is a predicted model, not a curated record. The transcript is spliced from 9 exons. Lineage: Eukaryota; Metazoa; Chordata; Aves; Mesitornithiformes; Mesitornithidae. Bases 1 to 1266 code for a protein of 421 amino acids. Gene Ontology annotation, cellular component: cytoplasm.